Sinocyclocheilus rhinocerous is the source of this 939-nucleotide messenger RNA. Its product is annotated as trace amine-associated receptor 1-like. The transcript is spliced from 2 exons. Gene Ontology annotation, cellular component: membrane. The coding region runs from base 1 to 939 and encodes 312 amino acids. Gene Ontology annotation, molecular function: trace-amine receptor activity. NCBI's taxonomy places the organism in Eukaryota, Metazoa, Chordata, Actinopteri, Cypriniformes, Cyprinidae. Gene Ontology annotation, biological process: G protein-coupled receptor signaling pathway. The record is from RefSeq and is a predicted model, not a curated record.
AUGGAAAUGCGAAUCAACAUCAGUCAAACUGAAAUCUGGAAAAAGCCUUUUCUCUGUUAUGAGUUUAGUAACAGGUCUUGUCAGAAGUUUGUCUAUCCUUUGGAAACUCGAAUAUUGCUCUACAUCCUUUUUAGCGUUUCUUCAGUUGUCACAAUCAUAGGAAACCUGUUGGUGAUCAUAACGGUCAUUCAUUUCAAGCAGCUUCGCACACCAACUAACUACCUCAUCCUGUCUCUGGCCGUGGCCGAUCUGCUUGUAGGAGGAGUUGUGAUGCCUCCCAGCAUGCUGCGCUCCAUCGAGACGUGCUGGUAUCUGGGAGAUUUGUUCUACAGAUAUUAUGCCAUAUGUCACCCCUUUCAAUAUCACAGUAAAAUGACAUCACUUGCUACACUAGUUAUGAUUAUUAUCUGCUGGAGUGUUUCAGCUGCUCUGGGGUUUGGCAUGAUCUUCAUGGAGCUUAAUAUUCUUGGUGUUGAGGAUUUUUACUAUGAGAACAUUAAAUGUGAUGGCGGAUGUACACUGUUUCAGAGUAAAGCUGGAGCUACUAUAUUCUCAUUGAUCUGUUUUUAUAUUCCUGCUUUUGUCAUGCUCUGUGUGUACCUCAAGAUCUUACACGCAGCUCAACGGCAGGUUCAGGCCAUCCAGAGCGUGAAUUCUGAAUUUAAAAAAGAAGGAAAAGCCACUAAGACUUUAGCCAUCGUCAUGGGGGUGUUUCUGACCUUCUGGAUUCCUUUUUUCCUUUGCAAUCUUAUCGAUCCCUUCAUCGGUUACUCUGUACCACCACUGCUAUUUGACUUGUUCUAUUGGGUUGGAUAUUAUAAUUCCACUUGUAAUCCCAUAGUGUACGCCUUCUUUUACAGCUGGUUCAGACAUGCUUUCAGAAUCAUUCUGUCCAAAGCAAUAUUUCAGACAAAUUCUUCAAGAACAGUACUAAUGUAA